This is a messenger RNA of Pogonomyrmex barbatus (red harvester ant), 588 nucleotides long. It is a transcript of the gene Cdk9, whose product is annotated as Cyclin-dependent kinase 9. The record is from RefSeq and is a predicted model, not a curated record. Gene Ontology annotation, cellular component: nucleus. Lineage: Eukaryota; Metazoa; Arthropoda; Insecta; Hymenoptera; Formicidae. Gene Ontology annotation, molecular function: ATP binding; RNA polymerase II CTD heptapeptide repeat kinase activity; cyclin-dependent protein serine/threonine kinase activity. Gene Ontology annotation, biological process: protein phosphorylation.
UAUAUAUAAAUAAUAUAUAAUCUUAUGAAAAAUCUCAUAUUAUUGAUAUUACUACCAUUUGUUAUUACCGUUUAUUAUUACUUGUGUCAUAUUGACAUUACCAUAUAUAAUAGUUGAUAUAUCUAAUGUAUUACAUUUUUAUUCUAGAUUUUACACAGAGACAUGAAAGCCGCUAAUGUUUUAAUAACAAAGAAUGGUGUAUUAAAGUUAGCUGAUUUUGGUUUAGCACGAGCAUUCAGUGCAAAAAAUGGUCAUUCAAAUCGUUAUACCAAUAGAGUUGUCACUCUUUGGUACCGACCACCGGAACUUUUACUCGGUGACAGAAAUUAUGGGCCCCCUGUGGAUUUGUGGGGCGCUGGUUGUAUAAUGGCAGAAAUGUGGACAAGAUCUCCUAUAAUGCAGGGAAACACAGAGCAACAGCAACUUAUAUUGAUUUCACAGUUGUGUGGCUCGAUAACAACCGAAGUAUGGCCUGGCGUCGAAAAUCUGGAUUUAUUUACUAAAAUGGAUCUUCCCAAAGGACAAAAAAGAAAGGUAAGAGCGAAAUUCGGUGUUGUAUCAUGCUGCCUUUAGGAAAAUCAAAUAGCG